AUGAAUAACGCUGAAAAAGUUGAAUUGGUUUUAAUUUAUGGCGAAUGUCAACAUAAUGUAUGCCUAGCUGCUAUGACAUAUGCCGAACGAUACCCAGAAAGAUACCAUCCACCUUAUAAUUAUGUGUUACGACUUUUACAAGGGUUAAAUGAGGAAGGAAGAUUUCCUGGCAGACAAAUAAUUCAACAAAUGCAUAGAGCAAAUAUGUUUGAUGACGAUACAGAAUUAUAGGUACUAGCAUACAUAAGAGCUCAUGUUGCUCGCAAAAUUGGAGUUUCAUAUGGUUAUGUUCAAAAAAUUCUAAAAAACACAAAAUGCACCCAUAUAAAAUAGAUUUUGUCCAACAUUUGCGCGCAGGAGAUUCUAUUCGUAGGUUGGAGUUUAUAGCUUGGUUCAAUAUUAAAUUUUAUGAUAACCCUUUGAUUGUCAAUCAAAUUCUUUGGACUGAUGAAUCAAAAUUCACUAACAAUGGCAUUAUGAAUAAACAAAAUAAUCGAUACUGGGAUAACACAAAUCCACACUGGUCACAUGAAACUAAUUUUCAAAUCUGGGGAAUCAAUGUAUGGUGUGGGUUAGUUGGUGGAAAGCUAAUAGGACCGUUCUUUUAUGAUGGUACGCUUAAUGGCAGACGAUAUUUUAAUUUCUUAACCAAUGAACUACCAAGACUGUUGGAUGAUGUUUCAUUAGACACACAGGAACAUGUUUUCCAGCAAGAUGGAGCACCAGCCCACAAAGCAAUUAUCGUUAGAAGACAUUUAGAUCAAAUAUUUCCAAACCGCUGUAUUGGUACUUAUGGCCUGCACGAUCCCCAGAUUUGACGCCAUUGGAUUUUUUUUUAUGGGGAUAUUUGAAGACUGUGGUUUAUUCAGAUCCACCUGUCAAUCUUCAGGACUUAAAAAAUAAAAUACAGGCAGCAUGUGAUAUUUUAAGUGAGGACCAAAUCAAGGAUGCAACUUCGACUGAAUUUUUGAGACGACUUGGAUCAUGUUUAGAACAUGAUGGUGAAAACUUUGAGCAAUUCAUAAGAUACAUUUUUUUAAAAAUUUAA
Molecule: messenger RNA, 1048 nt
Organism: Cinara cedri
Lineage: Eukaryota; Metazoa; Arthropoda; Insecta; Hemiptera; Aphididae
Source: the annotation of a GenBank genome assembly